UGUGUAUCCAAGAGGCAAGAGGCAACACAACGGUCAGGAUAUGGCAAGACGACAGCAUCCCCAAAAUAGCCGACGAAGCACUGUUAGAGCAGAUACAUCUUUUGUAUGGACAUAGAGCAACUGGCACAAGUAGCAGCAAUCGAGGUCGGCGCACAGUCUAGUUCUCUUCGCUUUUUGCCGCCAUGAGACGAGCAAACGUCAAGGCACAGCAACAUCUCGCUACUAAUGGUAGCAGUAGUAGCAGACUGAAGCCAUUGGGAGUGGAUUCCUCUUCUGGUCUGGAGAAACUGCAGAAAAGGAUCAGUGCUUCAAUGAUUCAGAGGAUCCUUAUCUGUCUCUCUGUUGCCAUACUUGCCAAAUUGGGACUUCGACGUGUGACCACAGUCCCGACUCCUCGUUACCCCUACCAAUCAGCACUGCGACAACAAGAACAAUCAAGCAAGGAUGGGGAUGUUCCAGAACUUAAAUACACCAUUCCACUAGAGUUGGUACAAAAGGGUCAAAUACCCCUUAGUACACGAGAUUACAGCAACGAACUCAUUUCAAUCACUGACAAGAAUGGAAAACAGCAAGAGAGUUACAUUAGUCUGGAAGCCUUUCGAGAAUAUGGAGAUGAAAUACGGCUACUAUUGCAAAUGGGAAGAGAUAACCUGUCCCUGGACAAUAUCAAUGGAGACAACAACAGCCAGCUGGCCUUUCGAAAACGAUUCCAUGCCAGAGCUCCUUGGUUGAGGGGGAAUCCACUCUUAGAUGCUGAAUGGCCAAUGUCUACACUUCCCAAGCCAAUACCCAACUCAAAAGCCAUUAUGAUUUGUGCUGGUGAUCCACAACUGGCUUAUCUCAAGACUCUGGUACACUCCAUAAGAGUGAUUCACAAUUCACAGAUUCCAAUCCGAAUUGUCUUCCAGGAUGAAAAGGAUUUGACACCCAAGUCUAGGCAAGAAAUAUUGGACUCAUUGCCGGAGCAACAACAGAGUGCCCACGACAUACAAUUUGUGGACCUGAGUCAAUGGUUCAAUUUGGAUGCCGCCCAGUUAAAAGCUGGAUGGAACCUAAAACCCUUUGGACUGUUGGCUGUGGCUGAAACACAGAUCAUUUACCUAGAUGUUGAUGUCGUCUUGUUGCAAUCACCUGACACAUUGUGGUCCUUGCAAGGGUAUCAACAAACAGGAGCCAUGUUCUUUCAUGAUCGCAUGUUUCUGAACUUCAAGGGCUAUUAUGACCCUGGGGCCUUGGCCCAAGCAGUGCAACCAGAGCUGUCCAAAACUGCACAAGACAUCAUCCAUUAUGGCAAGACUAGUUACAUAACGGAGCAUGUCAUGGAGUCAGGAUUGACUCUUUUGGAUAAGAGUCAACGAAUGCUGGGAGUCUGGGCAAUUUGCCUGCUUAUGGGACGCAACGAUGUUCGACAAUAUGCGCAAGCCUAUUAUAUCUAUGGGGACAAGGAAAUGUACUGGAUUGGAUUAGAGACAGUUUCUGAACCAUACUCCUUUGCCAAGUACUUCCCUGGCACCUAUGGGAGUGUUAUGACUAACUUCGGUGGAACGGAUGUUGCUCUGUACCCAAAAGAUGAAGAACCCAAAAUGACAAGGGAACUACAGCGUGCACACGAGGAUCAUCGCUUUGCCCUUUGUGGUCGAAUUGUUCACUUUGAUGAUGCUGGGAUACCCUUGUGGUCCAAUGGAGGAUACUUCACCAAAGAAGAGGAUUGGGCCAGUUCUAGCAAGUUGGCUGAUCAGCCUUUGAACCCAAUUUGGUAUACUGAUGGGGGCAUCUGGACGGAGGAAGACUUUCUCCCUAAAGUAGCUGAUGCACCCAAACAGCCAAAUUGGUUGCUUUCUUGGAUUUUGAAGCCAUACAAUCCCAGUGCCUUUGAGACACUGCAACGUGCACAUAACGACUGGGAUGCCGCUUUGACAAAGGCUACUCCUCUCAAUCAGCACUGGCAAACACAUGGAGGUAUGGGAGUCAUGUGUUUACUGCCGAAUGUCAGGGGAGUCCGUGCACUGUCAAAAGAUUUGUCAAGUGCGGCGUUACAGGCUGUCAAGAGGUUCUUCCUGGUGGAUUUGAAAAGCAAAAAGUAUGAAAAAUAUUCUUCUCUUUGGAACUGAAGCAGGACAGCUAGCAGGACUCGGAGCACAAAUAAAUGCAGGCAGGCCUGUGAGCUUCCUCAAAUCGUAGCUACGCAGACCAACCAAAGGGCAAAGCAAGAGGGCAUCAUUGCCACGCCCUUUCAAAAAUUUUGCUUAUGGCAAACACUCUUCCAGUGUCCGUGGUCUAUUGUGGAGGAAAAGGCGCAACUGCGGCGCUGGUGUUCCCUGGGAUAUUUUCUCGGAUUACAACGCCGUUCCAAUUGCUUGGCUUCUGGCAAGGCUAAACGGUGUAGUUCUUCGGUGGCACGAUGCUGGCGGCAACGGUGCGCUCGAAACGACAGCAGACGACGGUCAAUCCUACUUUCCCUGAUGCACCUGGUUGUAGAGGGUGUGUUGCUAUUCCAGCGCAUUGGAGCGCUGUUCGUGACGCAAAACAUCUAACACAGACUUUUGCGAUACGCGCUCCUACUUGGGCGCUAUGGGACGACUGGCUCGGAGCGUUGAGUGCAAGGUUGCUUUUUUAAAAUAAGUUUCGCAUUGGGAGUCCAUCAAACUUGCCUGAAGCACUUUAUCUGCAUGCUAUCCUUUUCAAUCGACGUGAAAGCCUUCGAUCGAUGCAGAAGUUAUGCCAGUUGAUUUUUUGGUGUCGGCAGAGAGCACGAACGAUGUCUGAGACAUGGCGUUUGACGCUGUCAUGCGCUGCGAUCCAUGCGCCAACUUUCCCGAAUCAGCCGGCUAUUGUCGUUGUAUGGGCUACCAGCAUCCACCUUGUUUCAUUUAUUUCUUGACGGUUCACCGUUAACGUGGCAGUUCUUUGAGUAGUUUGCUUUAGCAUGACCAAAUACGGUAGACAAGUUGUUCCUUGCAAAUCCUACACCUUUUGUGGCGUUCUGUAGCUAUAUCUCUAGCUAGGAGUCGCACUUUAGCACCCUGUCUCUCUCAUUCUAGGAUCCCUCUGUCUCCACUACUGCACUUGGUUCGUAGUUCCACAGCGCAUCCACUUCUCCGUUUGCGAAAGCAGCGGUCAG
This is a messenger RNA of Seminavis robusta, 3121 nucleotides long. The record is from the annotation of a GenBank genome assembly. NCBI's taxonomy places the organism in Eukaryota, Bacillariophyta, Bacillariophyceae, Naviculales, Naviculaceae.